CCUCAGUUUUUCAAAUCCAUCACGAGUUUUCAUUACAUGCUGAAUCGAGAUAACAUAAACAUUCCCGCGUCUCUUAAAGGAUACUUUUUGGAGAUUCUAAUAACUGAAAGAAAUGAAUUCGUCUUCCUUUCUUGUUGGUACCUCACGACAAGGAAGAGCAGUAAUAUCGAUUUAAAGGUUCAUCCACGUCACUGCUAACUGUGAAUCACUCACGUUGGUUUCUUUCAUGGCCAAAAAGCUGUUUGGUUUCCAGCAGUUAAGGCGAGCUUUCAGAAAUCUUAGUUAUAUUUUGUUGAUGUACAUAUCCUCCAUCAGCUUAACAUUUUAUAACAAAUGGCUAUUGAAGAGGUUUCACUUUCCUUUGUCUGUGUCAGUGGUACACUAUGCAAUGGUAUUUGUCAUUGCGGCAAUUUUGAGAUUCCUUUGGGAAUUAAAGACAGGGAAGACACGUAUUAUUUUACCCUGGUCUGUGUACUUGAAAAGAGUUCUACCCACAGCAAUAGCUUGUGCUCUGGACAUUGGGUUUUCUAACUGGAGCUUAAUGUUCAUCACAGUGUCAUUAUACACCAUGACUAAAUCUACAAGCAUUAUUUUCAUCCUCAUGUUUGCUCUUGUUCUCAGAUUAGAGCAUUGGAACUUUUCAUUGGUGGCUGUAAUCCUGUUAAUUGCGAGUGGCUUGUUUUUAUUCACUUAUGAGGCUACUGAAUUCAAUAUGGAGGGAUUUCUCUUGGUGUUAACUGCUUCAGCACUGAGUGGCUUACGAUGGACACUUGCGCAGAUUUUAACACAGAAAGAAGAUUUAGGUCUUCACAACCCCCUUGAUACACUUUAUCAUCUCCAACCUUUUAUGACAUUAACUCUGAUUCCCCUGGCAUUUUACAUAGAGGGACAGGACUUGGCCAUGUCACCAAAGCUUUUCAGGGCCUCAGAUAGUUAUACCUUAUGGGUGACCAUUGCCAUGGUGAUGUUUGGGUGUUUCUUAGCCUUCAUGAUUAGUGUUUCUGAGUUUCUUCUUCUCUCCCAUACAUCAAGCUUAACACUCUCCAUAUCAGGAAUAUUUAAGGAAAUCUGUACAUUAUCUCUUGCCACUGAGUUUGCAGGGGAUAGAAUGACUACUGUGAACUUUUUUGGGCUUGUCCUGUGUCUAAUUGGAAUAAGUGUCCAUGUUGUGGCAAAGGCAACAAGAGAUUCAGAGAAUUUGAAGUUAAGCAAACAGAAAAUAGAGGAACUCAAGUUGAAUGGUGAUAUUGAACUAAAAGGCCUGCUCCUCGCAGAUCAAGAAAAGCUUGGAAGUGAUGAUGAUAAUGAAGAAUAUGAACUGAAUGUUCAUGGGCAAAGAUAGUAGAGGAUAGGACCUCUGGAGUAAAAUUAAGUUAUUUAUCGGUAAAAUCUCUAUAGGAAUAUUCUAAAUUUGGAUUUAAAGUCAAAAAUAUUGAAUUUAUUCUAAAAAUUAUAUGCUGUGCAACAAAUUAUUUCCUAAAUUGUAGGAAUACUUGAUAUUACCUGCAGUGGGUACUAAACGAAAAAAAUUGUGAGGGAUUUGUUACAAAUGUCUCAUUUCCUUCAAAGGAGGGAAUGUCUCAGGGAUUUUAGG
Messenger RNA from Pocillopora verrucosa, 1594 nucleotides. RefSeq names its product solute carrier family 35 member C2-like. Gene Ontology annotation, molecular function: antiporter activity. Gene Ontology annotation, biological process: UDP-glucose transmembrane transport. Gene Ontology annotation, cellular component: endoplasmic reticulum-Golgi intermediate compartment; cis-Golgi network; Golgi apparatus. The record is from RefSeq and is a predicted model, not a curated record. Lineage: Eukaryota; Metazoa; Cnidaria; Anthozoa; Scleractinia; Pocilloporidae.